CCAUUAGGCGAGAGACAAUCAAAUCUGAGCAAACAAAGUUGUCUUUAUAUAUAUCUAAAGAAAACAUUUUGUGAAAGAGAACGUAACGAUAGUAAGGUGAACAAACCAUGGCGUCGAAGAUUCUCUCAGCCAUAGUCUUUGUGUUCAACCUUGUUGCCUUUGGUCUAGCCGUGGCUGCUGAACAAAGACGAAGCACUGCAAAGGUUGUGCAGGACACUGAGGUGCAGUACAACUAUUGUGUGUAUGAUUCGGACAGAGCCACAGGGUAUGGAGUUGGAGCCUUUUUGUUCUCGUUGGCUAGUCAACUUCUUAUCAUGCUCGUUAGCCGCUGCUUCUGUUGUGGCAAGCCUCUCAAGCCUGGUGGUUCGCGCGCUCUUGCCCUCGUUCUCUUCAUUGUCAGCUGGAUGUUCUUCUUAAUAGCGGAGAUAUGUCUAUUAGCUGGAUCGGUAGAGAAUGCAUACCACACCAAGUACAGGACAAUGUUCAUGGACAAUCCUCCUGAUUGUCAAACUCUUCGUAAGGGUGUCUUCGCUGCGGGUGCCUCCUUUGUCUUCUUCAACGCCAUUGUUUCUCAGUUCUAUUAUUUCUUCUACUCCUCUGCUGCUGCCGCCUCCCUCUCGCCUUACUAGAGGAUUUGAACCAAUAAAAAUAAGUUUGUUUAUUUCUUAUGUGUUAUGUGAUAUCAUACUAAUGUCAUAUCUUGGGCCUGUUGCUUGUUAAAGUAUAUGACUGCAAAAUUACUUGAAGUUGAGGGUACGACUAUGAGUUUUGUUAGAUGGAUUUGUAUGGAUAUUGAAUUGAAAUGUUGUUCUUAAAAAGCUGAUCUAAUGUGGUUUUUACC
Messenger RNA from Raphanus sativus (radish), 841 nucleotides. RefSeq lists its product as uncharacterized. The coding region runs from base 108 to 629 and encodes 173 amino acids. The record is from RefSeq and is a predicted model, not a curated record. The transcript is spliced from 3 exons. NCBI's taxonomy places the organism in Eukaryota, Viridiplantae, Streptophyta, Magnoliopsida, Brassicales, Brassicaceae.